GCUCCAUUAGUUCCGUACGUGCGGUCGUCGUCGUAACAGUUCCUCCCGUUCAAUUAGCUUAGAACUUCAGUUUUUUUUUUUUUUGUUCCGUGUCUUCCCCCCGAAUGUUCUCUUCUACGACGUUCAACUGAUAGUGGAUAACGUCAGCGAAGCUUGAUUUGUUUAGUGUUUAGUGUGCACAUUGCAUUGCAAGGUGGAUUGAUAGCCUGAAUCCGCGCAGAGCUGAUAAGCCGGCCGCGGGCUGGGUUCGAUUCUCGGCUGAUUCCCGCGAUCGUUGGUCAGUUGAGUCGCAGUAGCCUGGGAGGGAGCAUCCCAUCGACAAGCUAGCCAGGCUAGCUGAUAAAGAACGACACCGCGGCCUACUUCGUCUCCAUCGAGAAAUUAAGAAAAAGAAAAGUGCCUUUUGUAUGUUAUAUAAGUGAGAGUGUGUGCCUUUGUACGUAUUCGUAUAACAAUGGUUAAAGUGUGAAACUAUAAAAAAAAUAGUGACUCGUUGUGCAUAGGGUAAAGAUGACAACACAAAUUGAUUUAUGUUUGUGUUCUAUGCUGCAAUGAAGUCAACACUACAAUAAGAAGGAAGAUACCCCGGGUUUGAACUUCAAAAACAUCAACAAACUGAACACGCGUGUGUCGCGUGGAACCGGUUUUCGGCGCGCACUUUGGAACGCCUUGAACAGGGGUCGCGAGAUUUAAUGAUCAGCCACAGCCGGACCGGAGCAGCAGCAGCACAUUGUUGAGUCUCUGUACAUGCAUGUAGUUCAGCGAACGACAACGACUUAAUCAAGAAAGAUGUCACACGAAUCCGAGGAGGAAAAGAUGUCGCACGAAUCUGCGGGGAAAAAGAUUCGUAACCGGCGGAAACAAAGCGUUACGAGGGCCGAGGAGACCCCCACCAAGGAGACCCAACAGCAAAUCUUACAACCGGACCAACUGACACAACAAAUCAACAAACCAAAAAGCGGUCGAAAGAGCAGGAAAAAAACAAAGACGUCGUCCGAAUCUAAGGAGGAAAAGAUUCGCUACCAGCGGACACCUAGCGUUACAAGGGCCGAGGAGAUCACAACCGAGGAGACCAAACAGCCAAAAUUACUACCGGAGAAACCAACCCAACCAACCAAAGAGCACAGCUCAAAGACCAUGACAGAAACAAAGAUGUCGCACGAAUCUGAGGAGAAAAAGAUUCGCUACCGGCGGACACAAAGCGUUACGCGGGCCGAGGAGAUCACCACCAAGACGACCAAACAGCGAAAGUUACAACCGGACAAACCAUGCCACCAUCCGCGGGAUUCGCUGUUCUCGUGGAGUUCGGGCUUUGGCAACUUUACCGGCCUGGUCAAUUGGGGCUUUCUGCUGCUCACGAUGGGAGGCUUUCGGCUGGUGCUCGAAAAUCUUAUCAAGUACGGCAUCCGCGUCGAUCCGGUCCAAUGGUUCGUGGUUCUUACGGGGAAGGGCGAGGGCGAGGGCUACCCGUCGUUGGCGCUGGUGUUGUAUUCGGUGAUCCCGGUCGUGCUCUGCCUGGUGGUCGAGAAGUGCCUGGCCAAAGACACGCAUUUGAUGUUUGGAAUCAGCACCACGACUUUGGAGAAUGUCGGCAUGGUCGUACACGUGAUCAACAUCAUUGUCGUCGUGCUGAUCCCGAUGGUGUUCAUUCACGUCAGAGGGCAUACCUUUAGUCUCGUGGGUGCCAUGGCGGUGUGCUUCCUGUACUGUAUCCUGUUCCUGAAGCUGUGGAGCUACGUGCAGGUCAACAUGUGGUGUCGCGCCAACCUCAAGCAGCGUGGCCCUCGGAAGCUGCGACGGCAGAGCGUUUCGAUCGGGGUGAUUCAAAACGAACGCGAACACAACGGCUCCAACGGGACCAACGGAACCGCCAACGGCUUCCGCCCAAACUCAGACUCCAAAGACAAAGCCAUCCCCGAUCUGGUCCUCUACCCGAACAACCUGCACCUGAAGGAUCUGCUCUACUUCCUGCUGGCUCCAACGCUCUGCUACGAGCUCAACUUCCCGCGCACUUCCCGCAUCCGAAAGCGCUUCCUCAUCAAACGCCUCCUGGAGGUCGUCAUCGGAUGGCACAUCGUAAUGGGUCUGUUCCAGCAGUGGAUGAUUCCGUCCGUGCGCAACUCGCUGAUCCCGUUCUCCAACAUGGACCUGACCAAGACGAGCGAACGGCUCCUCAAGCUGGCCAUUCCGAACCACCUGAUGUGGUUGUGCUUUUUCUACCUGACCUUCCACUCGUUCCUGAACCUGAUGGGUGAAGUGUUGCACUUUGCCGACCGCAAGUUCUACAACGACUGGUGGAACGCCAACAACAUCGACAUCUUCUGGCGCAACUGGAACAUGCCCGUGCACAACUGGUGCGUCCGUCACCUCUACCUUCCGAUGAUCGACCUUGGCUGCCCGAAGCAGGCGGCCACCGUUACGGUCUUCUUCUUCAGUGCCUUCUUCCACGAGUACCUCGUGUCGGUCCCGCUCAAGACCUUCAAGAUCUGGGCCUUUAUGGGCAUGAUGGCGCAGAUUCCGCUCUCGUUCGUGUCCAAGUUUAUGGAGCGGCACUACGGCCCCCGGCUCGGCAACACCGUCGUCUGGGCCUCGAUCAUCCUGGGUCAACCGCUGGCGAUCAUGAUGUACUACCACGACUACAUGAUUACGCACUACAACGACGAGCUGCUGCUUAAUGGAGCUACUUAGACGACGACGACGACGAAGAUCAUCACGAAGCAACGAAUCAGGGUGCAAACAUAGAUGUUUCUAUUGUUCUGUUCUCUAGUUUUUUGUGUGCAGAGUAUCUACAGUGACGCCAUACAUCACAACACACAAACAAAAUCACAUUCACGUGUUAUGCAUGCAUUUUUUUUUCGGUAGAUGAUAAGCAUAUUUUGUACGUUUAUUGCUUUUACAAAUAAAUGUAAACAAUUGUGAAACAAAA
Messenger RNA from Culex quinquefasciatus (southern house mosquito), 2926 nucleotides. RefSeq names its product diacylglycerol O-acyltransferase 1 (gene mdy). The coding region runs from base 790 to 2688 and encodes 632 amino acids. Lineage: Eukaryota; Metazoa; Arthropoda; Insecta; Diptera; Culicidae. The record is from RefSeq and is a predicted model, not a curated record. Gene Ontology annotation, molecular function: diacylglycerol O-acyltransferase activity. Gene Ontology annotation, biological process: triglyceride biosynthetic process. The transcript has 9 exons. Gene Ontology annotation, cellular component: endoplasmic reticulum membrane.